UGUCAGCUACCCCUUUACAUUCUCUCUCUUUUUUCUUUCUUUUCCCCCUUUACUUCUUUCCGUUAUUCAGUUAAGCCUCUGUCCUGCUACAGAAAAGAUAUGCAACUUCCAGUGGAUUCCUCCUUCCCAGAAGCUUGCAAGACACCGGAGCCCAUGUGAGCUCUGGGCCCAGGGCCGGUAGGAUGUGCCUCAAGAUGAACUGUUGUUGCUCAAAACACCUUACCUUGGAACUUUAGUGCUGGAUCGAACUGAAUUCUUAUUCAACAUUCAACUGCAUGCUGAUUGGCCGGGACUGUGUAAGUGUUGGUGAAUGGCGCAGCGCAGUUCAGGUGGACGCGGGCGUGGAGGCAGCUGGCUCACAGCCUGUUUUUUCCCGUCAUCCUCAGGGAGAGAGCGUGGAGAAGCUUUGGGUGCUGAGGAGUGUAUGUGUGUGUGUGUGGUGACAGCGGACUACCAGAGACAGGAAAAUACAGAGAUCAACCUGAGAGCAGGAGAGAGAGUGGAGGUGAUCGAGAAGAGUGAGAGUGGGUGGUGGUUUAUAAGAACAGCUGAAGAACAAGGCUGGGUUCCUGCUACAUACCUUGUCUCUCUCACUGGACACCGAGAUAGUCACAGAAUAUCGAAUGGAGAGACAGAGCGGUAUGUCACAGUUCAGUCCUACAUCAGUUCAAGUCUGGAUGAGCUGGGCUUUGAGAGUGGAGUCAUUGUUGAGGUCAUCCAAAGAAAUCUGGAGGGCUGGUGGUUCAUACGUUAUGGGGGUAAGGAAGGAUGGGCCCCAGCUGCCUAUUUGCGGAAGAUGCAAGAUGGUGUUAUGCCUGGUAACCAGGCAACAGAGACAAAUAAACCAGCUGUGGAGGGUCAGGUGGAAAUCAUCGGAAACCUUAUGGAGAUCAGCAACCUCCUGAACAAGAAACACACGCAAAUGGACACAAAUGCACAUCAUAACAGCAAUGCGUCUAUGCAUUCAAGCCAUAACACAUACAUGAACUCAAAAACUGACUCAUAUACACAGUACAAUGGUGAUGCAAAACAGACUGAUGCUUACAAUAACAAUACACACACUAACAACGACAACAGCACCAGCCUUAACACAGCAGCUAACACGGGCAGUAGCAGCCCAGUUACACGCUCAGAAAGGGACAUUGAUGAACAGGUCAGCUCUAGCUGCAACCCACACACAGAUACAAGUGUGUGUGUCUCAGUCUUGGAUACAAGUGUGUCUGUGUCAGUUUCGGAUGCUGGUGUGUCUGUUUCGGAAGCAAGUGUGUGUUCAGCAACACCGUCUGCAAUUAAGAGCAAAACCGUCCCUCCAUCUCCUGCCAUUGCUCGAGUUGCACCUCAGAGAUACCACAGUGUGGAGACCAGAUCCCCAUCAAACAGUCAAAAACCACCUCCCCGCCGAGAAAACAGCCUGGGGUUUCAGUUACCACAUCCUCCACAUCCCCCUAGUGUUGAAGCCGAGUAUUACACUAUUGCUGAGUUCCGCUCCUGCUUGACGGAUGGGAUCAGUUUCAGUGGAGGACAGAAAGCUGAUGUAAUUGAGAAGAACUCUGGAGGUUGGUGGUAUGUCCAGAUCGGAGAUAAAGAGGGUUGGGCCCCAUGUUCUUACAUCGACAAACGUAAGAAGCCUAGCUUGAACCGUCAAACUAGUACACUGACCCGGCCCAAAGUCCCACCUCCUGCACCACCAAUUAAAAAGCAGAAUUCGCUUCCAUGUGUGGAGUCAGAGGUCUUGGCCCCAUCGAGUCCACGAGUGUAUGAAGAGCCAGAAUAUGAUGUUCCAGCCAUGGGCUUUGAAUUUGACCCUGAGCUUGACUUUUUCCCAGGAGACGCACCAACUAAAUCCCCGCCCCCUCUGUCCAGGCGUACCAUUUCUUUCACAUUGGGAGAAGAGGAUGGAGAGGAAGAUGAGAGUGUGUAUGCAAAUGGAGGGUUCAUAUCUGUCCCACAAUAUCUGGGGAACAGCCAUUCAGAUAUACAUCCCCCCUCUGGAGCUCAUCGGUCAUCUACUAUGUGGGAUCCACCCGAAUAUGACGCCCCUACAAUCGAACCCAGCAUUGAGAUCUGUACUCAACUCUACGCACACUCUAAAGUUAACCAACAGCAACCUAAACUCAAACAGCAGGCAGAUGAGUCCAAAUCCAAACCGUCUGUCCAUCUGAAACCCACAAAUGAAGACUGUAAUUCCCUCAGAAGACCCCGAAAAUCUGCAAACCAGGAGCAACCAGGCCAAAUACAAUACAGAACCUCACACACAUCUGAGGAAUCUGAGAGUGGCUCCAUAGUGUCUUUGGAAGACUCUGGGGGUUCCACUGAUCUGUCCAAAGACCGUUCUUCCUUCUUGUACCGCACAACUGCGGCGUACCAGCGGGAGGAGUCAUGUGAGCUUAGCUUCCCUGCAGGAGUGCAAGUAGAGGUACUGGAAAAGACCGAAAGUGGCUGGUGGUUUAUCCGUUGGGAAAAUGAGGAAGGUUGGGCACCCACCUUCUACCUUCAGCCAAUCAAAAGCCCAGACACAGAUGGUAUAGAAGCCAAAUCCACUGAGAGGAUAAAUUCAGAGACAUCUUGUCCAGAGCUGGAAAUUGCACUGCAGGUGAAUGUUGGAAAGCUGGGUAAAAGCAUAAGUCUGGAGAAGAAUGAGCAACGUAUACACCAAAGCCUGAAAAGCACCCACAGAUCUAACCAGCAGAGUUGCAAGGUCGGUGUGAAGAAGGUCGCAGUGCGACCUCAUAAUGUACUCACCACAACCCACACCAAAGAUAACACAAAUAGCUUGUCUACCAAUACGCACACAACUCCAUCAGGACGGAGGAAUGACACCCUACCUAACCAUGCCUCACUCCAUAGCUACAAUGAUCAAGCCACCUCCCCCUGUGCAGGUAAUAUGAAGAGCAUGAGGCGUAAGGUGCCUGUUUCAAUGGUGAAGCCAAAACCUCACCUCAUCCACAACAAUUUGCGUGAGGAAUAUGUUUCUAUCGCUGAUUACCAUGGUGAUACAGAGACGAUGAGCUUCCCUGCUGGUACAAGGCUGGAGGUGCUGGAGAGAAACCCCAAUGGCUGGUGGUACUGCCGUGUGCUUGACACGGCUAAAACACGCAAGGGAUGGGUACCCUCCAACUUCCUUGAGAGGAGGAGCUAGUAGAGCUUAGAGGAUUGGUGUUAUAUUCAGUGUUUUCCCAUUUUUACAAAAUAUGUUUGGUGGAUGUUAUUCUCACUAACAGAACAUUAACAAAGAAAGAUUGAUCUAAGAGAGCAUAUUCUGUAAGCCUGAUCAUGGGACAAAUGUUGGGAUGAAGAUGGAAUAUUUCACAGUUUUGCCUUUUUUAGAAACAUUAUCUUUAAUUUUGCCAUCACAAAUGUCAACUAAAAUUAAAUUUAAAUAAUCGGUGGUUUGAAAAAUAGAAGAAAAAAAAUGCUUGUGAUGGACAACUGAUGAUGUCACUAGUGAAAAAGUAAUUGUGUUCUUUGUGGGGAAAUCCAGCCACAUAAUCCUGCAGCUUUAAUUUUAAAUCUUUAGCUCAAAACUUGACUAUAACCCCAAUCAUAAACAAAGUCCCUUAAAAAUUAUUUGCAUGAGACGCAGCCAUCUCGAUUCUGAUCACAAAAUCAAAUGUGUCAUAAAGCAGAACACAAAGAGAGUGACUCAUAAUUGAAUUCCCUCACUGAUUGACAUCUUGUUUAUAUUCUGUAUACUCAGAGCAUGCUUGUGCUGGAUGACGUGAUGUUGUUUUCACUGAACAAGCUUUUUGUUAUUGCUUUUAGGUGCUCUUAUUUUGCAGAAGGUCUCUUUUUAAAUGUUGCUCUUUUUACAUUUGUUUUAACUAAAUACACAAGGUCUGUUUACAGAUCAGAUGCAAUUUCAUAUACAUUUCAAAUAUUAUCUAUCUAUCUAUCUAUCUAUCUAUCUAUCUAUCUAUCUAUCUUUCUUUAUCAACUGUAAAUGUGACCUGGUUUGUGUGAUUAAACAUGGUGCUAUUCCUUUAUUACAUCAUUUCAUUUUCAAUUCAAGGCUUGCAAUAAAUAUCUGCUAGAGUGCUGUCUUGCAGCUUGAUCAAAAUUGCUAUCUGGUGUGCGAGUCUGUGAGUGUUUGCAUAUACAUGUAUUUAUUCCAUAAGGUUCUCCAGAAAUAAGUAAUCAGUCAGUAAGUUACCAAUCACUCAAUUAUCUGCUAAAACUUAAACCUCAAA
Messenger RNA from Myxocyprinus asiaticus (Chinese sucker), 4187 nucleotides. RefSeq names its product SH3 and PX domain-containing protein 2A-like. Gene Ontology annotation, biological process: superoxide anion generation. The coding region runs from base 311 to 3139 and encodes 942 amino acids. Gene Ontology annotation, molecular function: superoxide-generating NADPH oxidase activator activity; protein binding. Lineage: Eukaryota; Metazoa; Chordata; Actinopteri; Cypriniformes; Catostomidae. The transcript has 7 exons. The record is from RefSeq and is a predicted model, not a curated record.